Molecule: messenger RNA, 828 nt
Organism: Coprinopsis cinerea okayama7#130
Lineage: Eukaryota; Fungi; Basidiomycota; Agaricomycetes; Agaricales; Psathyrellaceae
Exons: 2
Coding region: 1-828 (275 amino acids)
Source: RefSeq, a predicted model, not a curated record
AUGUCGAAGCGACCCUUCAGCGAGAUCCAGAACGUUGCGAACCCACAACCUCAUCGGUCCCGCCGGUUACAAGAUCUCUUUGGCCCUUUGGACGAGCCUACAGUUUAUACACGUACUGACUGGGACUCGAAGGAGCUGCACUAUCACCUUGACCAAAAGAAGAAAUACCAGAGGCUCCAGCCUGGCUCUCUUGAAUACCAGCGUCGUUCCGAGUCAGAACCCCCGCUGCCGGAUAGCCAACUCCCUGAUCCACAUUGGGAUCCUCAAGCACCAUUUACUUGGCCUGUUGUUCCGCGAACCCCUCGAGUCCCAACUCCUCUUUCUCAACCUGCACUUUCACCUUCGCCGCCCGUCCACCAAAAGUCGGAUUCCAACCUUGAAUCACAGCUACUCGACCAUCCACCUCUACUAUCAUCACCUUACGCGUCACACCGCUUCCUCUCUGUUGGGCCGGCAUCUUAUCGCAACCGUGACAAUGACGGAUCCGUAGUUGACCAGAAGCCAUCCCAGUUCGAAAUCACCCACUCGUGGCGAGACCCAGCGUUUCGCCAAACUCUCAACAUCCUCAACAGAACUCACCCCUCCGACGCAUGUCCCUUCUGCGUACCCGUUGGACACGAGAGCUUUGCCAGCCUUUUCAGAGACCCUGCAGCGAAGAUUUGUGACUACCAUCGCCGAAAGGCUGUAUGGGAGGUACAGAUGAACCUCCUCCGCCUCGGCCCUCUCAUCACCCACGCGACGAAUCAUCGGGAUGCGCUCAUCGAGGAGCGAGAAUCGUACCAUCAGCUACUGGAGCAACUGGAGCACGCUAAGCCUGGUCGUAACUAG